Molecule: messenger RNA, 588 nt
Organism: Plasmodium malariae
Lineage: Eukaryota; Apicomplexa; Aconoidasida; Haemosporida; Plasmodiidae
Product: deoxyuridine 5'-triphosphate nucleotidohydrolase, putative
Exons: 1
Coding region: 1-588 (195 amino acids)
Biological process (GO): dUTP catabolic process; dUMP biosynthetic process
Molecular function (GO): dUTP diphosphatase activity; magnesium ion binding
Source: RefSeq, a predicted model, not a curated record
AUGCAUCUAAAAAUUAUGUGCAUAAACAAUGAAGUCAGGGAGAUGUACAAAAAUCACAAGGCGUAUCACGAAGGAGAUAGCGGACUAGAUUUAUUUGUAAUUAAGGAUGAAGUGCUUAAACCGAAAGCAACUACAUUUGUUAAACUAGGAAUAAAAGUAAUAGCUUUACAGUAUAAAUACAAUUAUUAUUAUAAAUGCAAUAAAAACAGUAACAGCAAUAAUGGCAAUAAUUGUAAUAAUAGCAGUAACUGCAAUAAUUGCAGUAAAAAUGAAAAUAGUGGAAACAAUAAUAAUAAUAUACCAGAAAUAGUAAACACUAGUUUUUUACUAUUUCCUCGUAGUAGUAUUUCAAAGACACCUUUAAGAUUAGCUAACUCGAUAGGUUUAAUAGAUGCAGGAUAUAGAGGUGAAAUUAUCGCUGCUUUAGAUAAUACUAGUAAUGAAGAAUAUGUUAUUAAAAAAAAUGAUAAGCUGGUUCAGUUAGUUUCUUUUACUGGAGAACCCCUUUCUUUUGAAUUAGUGGAUGAGUUAGACGAAACAUCAAGAGGUGAGGGUGGUUUUGGUUCAACGUCUAACAAGAAAAAUUGA